AUGAACGACUUUGGCCAGUAUGGCGGCUCCGACGAGGAGUUCGCCAACGUCCGCAAGUAUCAGGCCGAAGUGGAAGCCGACCCGGACAACUUUGAGAGCUGGGAGAACCUCCUCAAGGCCUGCGAGGCCCUCGAGGGCGGACUCAGCCGCAACUCGAGCCCCCAGGCUCUCGCUGUCUUCCGCGAUUCCUACGAUCGCUUCCUCACCAAAUUCCCCCUCUUCUUUGGCUACUGGAAAAAAUAUGCCGAGCUCGAGUUCAACAUCGCUGGCACUGAGUCGGCUGAAAUGGUCUACGAGCGAGGCUGCUCCUGCGUUACCCAUUCGGUCGACCUGUGGACCGAGUACUGUCGCUUCAAGAUGGACACGACCCACGACCCCAAAAUCGUCCGAGGCCUAUUUGAGCGCGCUGCCACUUUUGUCGGAAUCGACUUCAUGUCCCACCCUUUCUGGGACAAGUUCAUCGAGUACGAGGAGCGCCGAGAGGCUCACGAUCGCAUCUUUGCGAUCUUGAUUCGCGUCAUUAGCAUCGCCUUGCACCAGUUCAAUCGCUACUAUGACCGGUUUCGCACCAUGUCGCACACUCGCCCCCUCAGCGAGCUUGUCCCCGCAGACGUGCUGAGCCGUAUCCAGGCCGAGGUGCAAGCUGAGUUGGAGGCGCAAGGUGGUGGCCAACGACCCGAGCUGGAGAUUGAUCGUGAGAUCCGGGCCAAAAUCGACGCCCUCUACUAUGAAACACACAUGGGAACGCAGAAUGAGACGUCGAAGCGCUGGACCUUCGAGUCGGAGCUCGGGCGUCAAUUCUUUCACGUGACAGAGCUGGACCACGCUCAGCUCAACAACUGGCGCAAGUACCUGGAUUUUGAAGAGGCAGAGGCCGACUUUCACCGCGUCGUGGGCCUCUACGAGCGAUGCCUGGUUGCCUGUGCCAUGUACGACGAGUUCUGGUUCCGCUACGCCAGAUGGAUGUCUGCGCAGGCCGGCAAAGACGAAGAGACGCGCCACAUUUACAUUCGAGCGUCAUUUUACGUGCCCCUUAGCCGCCCUGGCAUUCGGAUGCAGUGGGCGUACUUUGAGGAAAGCCACGGCCGGGCUGAUGUGGCGCAAGACAUUCACGAGGCCAUUCUGAUGAAGCUUCCUGACUGCAUCGAGGUCAUCAUCUCUGGGGCCCAUCUUCAGCGCCGCCAGAAGGGUCUCGAGGCCGCCGUCCAGGCUCUCAAGGAUCAGAUUGACGCUCCUACCGUCGACCUGUACACAAAGGCCGCGCUCGUGGCUGAGUGGGCCCUGCUGUUAUGGAAGUUCAAGGGCUCUGCGGAGCAGGCUCGCGCCGUGUUUCUUAAGAAUGCGCAGUGGUACGGGGACAGCCGCAACUUUUGGGAGAAGUGGUUUCAGUUUGAGCUGGAGCAGCCGACGCACUCGGACGAGGGGGCGGAAACUGCUCAGCGGGUGAAGUACGCAUUUGACGAGUUCCGGAGCAAGAGCCGCCUGUCGCCUGCGGUAAAGAAGGAGUUGACGCAGGUCUACCUGGAUUUCCUGGUUCGUCACGGCGGCAAGGACUCGAUGAAGGAGUACAUUGAGGUUGAUCGAGAUACGUUUGGUCCGUCGUCGGUGACGGGCGCGUCGACGAUGCAGGCUGGCGCAAGGGAGAAUGGGGCUGCAGGCCCAGAGCUCGACGAGGCUAGCAAGCGCAAGGCUGAAUCCAGGAUGUUCUUCUUCUACGAAGCGCACAUGGAGCCCAACGCGGCGAUGCAGGGUCCCGCCGACUUCAACUAA
Messenger RNA from Hirsutella rhossiliensis, 1770 nucleotides. RefSeq names its product pre-mRNA-processing factor 39. The record is from RefSeq and is a predicted model, not a curated record. Gene Ontology annotation, biological process: RNA processing; mRNA 5'-splice site recognition. Bases 1 to 1770 code for a protein of 589 amino acids. The transcript has 5 exons. Lineage: Eukaryota; Fungi; Ascomycota; Sordariomycetes; Hypocreales; Ophiocordycipitaceae. Gene Ontology annotation, molecular function: protein binding. Gene Ontology annotation, cellular component: U1 snRNP; U2-type prespliceosome; commitment complex.